CAGCUAAACUUGAAUGGCUCAAUUUCAUUGGUUUUAACGUCUCGCAAUCCGCAAAUAUGUCUCUUUACCUGGCAGCAUCAGCAUUCAGCACAGUUUCUUUCGACUUAACAGACCAUCUUCCUUGAACCAAUUCCAUUCCAUUCAUUUUGCUGCUUCUCUGUUUUCAACUACAUAGAUUGCCGUUUCAACAUAUAUCUCCCCAACACCGGGACACGCAGUGAGAGACGUCAUGGUUUCUUCUAAUGGACUAGCAACUACGCAACCUAUUUUUUCUUUUGGAUUGAUUUCUGAUGUCCAAUAUGCUGACAUUCCUGAUGGUAGCUCGUUCCUUGGUGUUCCACGGUAUUAUAGGCAUAGUAUUCUUGUGUUGCGGAGAGCAAUUAAAGAAUGGAACACUCAUCAGAAGCACAACUUUGUGGUUAAUUUUGGAGAUAUUGUUGAUGGAUUUUGUCCCAAAGAUCAAUCUCUUAGUACUGUAAAGAAAGUUCUGGACGAAUUUGAGAUGUUCAGGGGACCUGUGUAUCAUAUGAUUGGCAAUCACUGCCUAUACAAUCUUCCUCGCCGCAAGUUACUUCCAUUGUUGGAGAUACAAACUCUUGAUGGUCGUGCAUACUAUGAUUUCUCACCAGUGCCUGAAUAUAGAUUUAUAGUUCUGGAUGGCUAUGACAUCAGUGCCAUUGGUUGGCCCCAAGAUCAUCCAAAAACAUUGGAGGCCUUGAAAAUUCUAAGGGAGAAGAACCCAAAUGAAAAUAAGAACAGUCCAACAAAUUUGGAGGGGCUUGAAAGAAGGUUUCUCAUGUUUAAUGGAGCCAUUGGAAAGCAACAGAUGGAAUGGUUAGAUGGUGUUCUCAUGGAGGCAACAAAUUUGGAACAGAAGGUGAUUGUGUGUUGCCAUCUACCUCUAGAUCCUGGUGCGGGAAGUGAGAAGGGACUGUUGUGGAAUUAUGAUGAAGUAAUGAAUUUGAUACACAGAUACAAUUGUGUUAAGGUAUGUCUCGCUGGACAUUAUCAUAAAGGAGGAUACUCCAUUGAUUCUCAUGGGAUACACCAUAGAGUUCUUGAAGCUGCUUUGGAAUGUCCUCCAGGUACGGAUGCAUUUGGAAACAUUGAUGUAUAUGAUGAUCGGAUAUCUCUUGUGGGAACUGACAGAAUGAAAAGUACAGACAUGCAUUUUAAUCCCCCAAGUUAAUUUGUAUGACUGGAUGUGUUGAUGUUUAGAAGAAGAAUUAUAAAUCUUCAUACAACAUCUUCAUAUUAAUCCGCCUACUCUUUUGUUUUUGCUCAAGUAUUGAAUGCAUUUUAUAGACAUUAAAUGCAUUUAUUUUUUUCAAUUUUUUUAAUAAAUAUAUAUAGAGAGAGAGAGAGUUAAUCACUUAUA
Molecule: messenger RNA, 1378 nt
Organism: Cajanus cajan (pigeon pea)
Lineage: Eukaryota; Viridiplantae; Streptophyta; Magnoliopsida; Fabales; Fabaceae
Product: manganese-dependent ADP-ribose/CDP-alcohol diphosphatase
Molecular function (GO): ADP-ribose diphosphatase activity; 2',3'-cyclic-nucleotide 2'-phosphodiesterase activity; CDP-glycerol diphosphatase activity
Source: RefSeq, a predicted model, not a curated record